Molecule: messenger RNA, 7431 nt
Organism: Clupea harengus (Atlantic herring)
Lineage: Eukaryota; Metazoa; Chordata; Actinopteri; Clupeiformes; Clupeidae
Gene: phf21aa
Product: PHD finger protein 21Aa
Exons: 18
Coding region: 373-2703 (776 amino acids)
Biological process (GO): negative regulation of transcription by RNA polymerase II
Cellular component (GO): histone deacetylase complex
Molecular function (GO): chromatin binding
Source: RefSeq, a predicted model, not a curated record
UAUGAUGUAUUUUGAGCUUCGCGUUCCAUUUUUUUCCUGUCCCAUUCUUUCUGCCUUCCUGUGCGCAUUGAUAUUUAGUGUGCUAUGGUUGGGGGUGAAUGAGAUUGAAGAAGAGUUCUUGUUUUGUAUCUCAGUUUCUCUCUUUUUAGACAUUUUAAAAAUCCAUUUGUUAUAUCGGUGUCGUGCGCCAUGAUGUGUAUUUGGACAUAUGCAGCUUAAAUAGGCUUAUAUGUUUAGGACGAGAUUCGGUUGCGAAAUACCGGGCUGUUUGUAAAUAUUUAUUUAAAUAAUUUGUGUGAGGAGAGCAGGGUUUGACUGCUGCUCAAGUGAGUAAAACAGAGGAGGCCCCAGAACCCCCUCACUGCAAGUUGGAUGGUGUUCAAAACAGGAGACGCAGUGAAGGCUCAACAGGCUGAGAGCUGUCCAAGACUGAGCUGCCCACAGAAGGGAUCGAUGAUGGAAUUACAGAACCUCCAGGAGGCGCUCAAAGUGGAAAUACAGGUCCAUCAGAAACUUGUGGCCCAAAUGAAGCAGGAUCCACAGAAUGCUGAUUUGAAGAAGCAGCUCCAUGAACUCCAAGCCAAGAUCACAGUUCUGAGUGAGAAGCAGAAAAAGGUUGUGGAGCAGCUGAGGAAGGAGCUGUUGGUGAAGCAGGACCAGGCGGAGAUCAGAAUGCAGGCACAGCACCCCCCACAGCCUGAUGGGAAAGCCUCUGCUCUGCCUUCAGCCCAGUUCCAGCCAGCUCUCCCCCCUCCCAACCUGAGCACCCCACAGACUACAGUCACAGGCACACCGGUCAUCCCCAACAAAUCUCUACCUCUGGUGCUAAAAGCUGCCACCCCUAACAUGCCCACUUCCGUCGUGACCCCACGACCUUCUGUUGCCAUGGUCACCACCCUCAGCCACAUGCCCAAACCCACUACACAGAGCUCUGAACAGAUACAGACCACACCUCUUGGCCUCCAAGCAACGGGCAAGCUGACCCAUCAGGGAACAGAACCACUAAGGAUAGUCUCAAAGAAUGCUGUUGUUGUGCAGGCCACCACUCAGCAUAUCAAAGUUCCACAGUUUGUUCCUCCUCCCAGACUGACACCUCGGCCCACCUUUCUACCACAGGUUCGACCUAAACCAGCUCCACCCGCCACCACAGUGCCCAUUGCUCCUGCCCCCACACUCACAUCCCUGCCCCCAAUGCUGGCAGCUCCACAGCUACUGCAGAGGCCUGUCAUGUUGGCUACAAAACUCAGUGCUGGCUCAAUGCCUGCAGCUCCUGGCCCCAUCACUCAGCUCCGUAUCCUCAACGGCCAGUCCGGCGCUACCAUCACCAAGAGCCUGACUACCACUCAGCUCACAGGCAUCGUCAUCACCACCCCGGCAACCAUUGCCCCCAUCCAGCUGACCACAGCCCCUAUACAACAGGCCAGCAGCAUCAGCCCUGGAGCAAAGGUUGAGGUCAUUCAGGAACCAAACAGAUCACAGAGGGUGACCACUUCCCCUUCCCCUGUCCCUGUCCGUGUAUCGAUGCCUUCCCCUCCUCCACCCCCUAAACAGGAGGAGAGUCCAGAGAAACUUGCCUUCAUGGUGUCCCUUGGCCUAGUAACACAUGACCAUUUAGAGGAGAUUCAGAGUCGGAGACAAGAGCGAAAGCGGCGAACCACAGCAAACCCAGUGUACAGUGGGGCUGUGUUUGAGCCCGAGCGCAAGAAGACAGCUGUGACCUACCUGAACACACCUCUCCAUCAAGGCACCAGAAAGCGAGGUCGCCCUCCCAAAUACAGCAGUGUGUCGGAGUUGAGCCUUCAUCCCCCCGCCACCCCCACCGGCAGCCACUUGGCCCCUCAGGCCCCCAGGGGCCCCGACUCCGGGGGCCCUCCUUUACCCGUCCACCCACACACUCUUCCUCUGCCAAACCCCACCUCUGGGGAUGGAGAUAUCCAUGAGGACUUCUGCACUGUGUGCAGACGCAGUGGUCAGUUGCUUAUGUGUGAUACAUGCUCUCGUGUCUAUCAUCUGGACUGCCUGGAUCCACCUCUGAAAACCAUUCCCAAGGGCAUGUGGAUUUGCCCAAAAUGUCAAGAUCAGAUAUUGAAGAAAGAAGAAGCAAUCGCAUGGCCUGGAACACUGGCCAUUGUUCAUUCGUAUAUAGCAUACAAAGCAGCGAAAGAGGAGGAGAAACUGAAACUGGUGAAAUGGAGUGAGGAGCUAAAGCAAGACAGGGAGCAGCUCGAACAAAGAGUCAAACUACUGAGCAACUCAAUAACAAAAUGCAUGGAGACCAAGAACACAGUGCUUGCUCGACAAAAGGACAUGCACGUGUCUCUGGAGAAAGUCAAGGGUCUGGUACGCCUCAUCCAAGGCCUCUGCCUCCCGCCCCUUCCUGAUGCACCAUCCAACCCCAAUGGCAUUGCUAACGGUGAGACAGACCAUCCCAGCUCCAAGCACACAGACUGUGGGAGCCUCACUGAUAACAUCAAUGACAACAAUAACAGCAAGGACAACUCAAAGAGUAAUGACACAGAUGAGACGGUGGAGCCAGAGGAGCAGGAGGCGCAGGAGGAGCAGGAGGAGCCAGAGGAGCAGGAGGCACAGGAGGAGCAGGAGGAUCUCAACAACAGCACUGGCAACAGCAGUAACCUCAGCACAGCCCCUGAGCCCCCUCAGCCCCAGGCAAUGCCCCCCAUACACGUGGAGGGAGCCAAAUAACACCCCGCCAUUUAUGGACAUCUGUGAAAUACCCGUCUGGGAAACCCAUUCAGCACCUUUAUAAGGUGUCCAAAGUUGCCAAUCAAAGUACAGUUUCUUUUUUUCAUCUGUCAUUGAAAUGUCUCUGAGGAUGAGUUUCCUGACUGCCAGUCAGGAAACAGAGGGUUUUGUCCAGUACCAGCAGUAUGCCAAUUCAAGGUCUAAGAACAUCAGUGUAAAGGAUGAUCAUAAUGACUCUAACGAACAAUGAUAGUAAUAAUAAUAGUAAUAAAGGUUUAAAAACAUCACACCAAUGUGUGCCUGCAACAGUCGCCGUAGCGCCUCUUUAUGGGGGAUGGUUCCUUAGGGUGUAUUGGUCUGCAGUUCCGCAAGAAGUGAUUGGUGAGAGAUAUCUAAAUGCCCAUCUAAAGAGGCUCUUCACCAACCUCUCUCCACCAUUCUGAAACCAAAACCACAGCUCUGGAGCAGUCAUGAAGCAAGCUACUCUUCAGUGUUUGUCUCCUGUUCCUUUCGUUACUGUGAUGCUCUUGCAAGCAUUUGUGAUUCUUACCACUGAGUCGCCAUACAUGUCCUGUUCCUCCUACAUUUAGUGGUCAUGACAACCUCCCCAAACACUCAUAUUCCAAGUCUGCUGAAAGUGACCCCCAUCCCAAUAAUCUGAGGGCUAGUGGGAUUCUGAACCUGCAGCAGUGGUCUGUGUACUUCAGAUACAUGCCAUGGUUAGCUCUCGGUCAGUGUUUUGGAUUUGUGUGGUCACGUGCCAGUGGACUUCAUUCUGGCCUUGGUUUGGAUUCAUUUGCUCAUCUCUUUUCCGUUGUAAAGCACUGAUGACAGGAAAUGUUGUAGAAGGUGCUCUCAAGGCAGUGGAACUGCAUGGGUACAAGAGGUGACACGAAUUGACAGGUGAAGAUGAUUUGGAUGCUGUACAUUUGUGCAGAUCUCAUCUCAGGCGCUUGUCCAGCUCACACCCGACUGCUAAGCAAAGAGCAGAUUGUCCCAGUGCAGCUUUCACUGAAGGAUGAGCAGGUUUAGUUCAUCAUUCUGUUUUGGAGAGGGGCACUCUAGGCUCUAGGCUUUUGCGCAAACAUUUGAAGUUAUAGGUAAAGAGAGAACAAUGAUUUAUUAUUUUUUACAUAAUAUGUGGGGGAAAAUAUUCAGGUCUUCCUAGUGCUGAAAUGUUAAGGUACAAAUAUUUACAAGUGCAUUUCUGUUUCAUAAAACAAUGAUUUCUAAUUUAAGUGUUAGGACUGGAAACAUUCUGUAAAUAUAUUUUCUUUAUUUUUUUAAGAUUAACUUUGCAUAUAAUUUGUUGAAUUCUCAACUGCCAAAUGUUUCUGAAUCCAAAUAUAGCAGGGAAAUGUCUUCUUAAGUUGUAAACAUAAUGUACCUAAAGUUACAUGUGCAUAACCAAGAACAUCUGUAACAGGUACAACUUCUUUAAGACUUGACCCCAGGAGUGAAGAAGAAGUGAGCUGCAGAGAAAAACUAUCAGAGAGUACAGCUAUAAGAGAGGUGAAAUCACUAUGGUUACUAUAGAUGUGACAGUUUGGAUUUGCCAACUGCAGUCAGCGAUAUUCUGUGUUGUCCUAGCUAGCAUAUGGUGACAAAUAGAAAACUGUCCCAUUGAACUUCCUACAUUUCCACAUUAUGCACACUGAUCUCAAAUUUAUUAUUAAAUCAAUAUUGGUCAGAUGUCGUUAACACUGACGUAGCAUCUUAAGGGCUUUCUUUGUUGUUUUGGUUUCUCAGUUGCAGUGGUAUCUUAUCUCUGAAAGAGCGAUUAGGAUCCCUAUAAGCACAAGUGUGACAAAAUAAUAUGCUGGUGCAGUACUCAAUUUGGAGUAUUGUUUUGUAUAUUCCCAUAUUAUCUUUAGUGCACCUGGAUAAAACCCAAACUCCUGGUCUCUCAUCUGGGGCCUAUGACCACCACAUCAUGAUUCAAAAUGGUGUGGUGAACACUGGACUACCAGAGCCUAAAAAUUCAAUUUGUAAUGAAUUCUUUGUUAAUGACAUUUGUUCUUGAUUCGCCUGUUUGUCUUAUGUAAAGGUCACUGCUGGUGGUUUCCCUCAUGACCUUCUCCAUCAUCUCCAUGUGUCUUCUCCUUAAUGAAAGACAAAUGACUAUGUGUACUAGAGAGCACAAAAGUGUACUCAUGUUGUCCUGAUGGGGCAAUAUGAUACUCAUCUCAAAGGUCAAAGGUCAGCAGGCAAGCACGAGUGAGGACCAGUGUUGUUUUCAUGUGUUCUGUCUUGUAUUUUCUAUGUGCACACUGCCGUGCUCACCCAUUCUUUUUGGCCUUGGUAGCAUUAGUCAUCUCUUUUAUUGCGACUGCCUUAAGAAAUAGUCUUCAUCAUUUGUUUUCCAAAAGUGGUGUGUUUUGGUUCAUGUAUUGUUGGUCUUUACUUUUCAUUGUCUUAAAGAAUGUUUGUGUAUGGUGUAUCUCUUCAUCAAAAUAAUCCUCCUUUGCUUAGAAUACAGAUGAUCAUCGGGGGAGGGGAGGGGUGGGCAUGGGGACUGCCUGCUUUUGUCUAAUGAUGAAGUAUAGUGUGGGGUCAGUGCCUAAAUAUGUGUUCUGUGCUUGAUUUUUGAGUGCUCUAUGUGUCAGUCCUGGGUGUGAUCAAGAGAAUAUUACAUUGAACAGUUACAGAUAAGCCACAUUACUUUUUAAUUCUGUCUUACCACAACUUUAUUUGUAAAUAUACUACAGCACUUUUAAAACCUUAUUAGUAUUAUUAUAUUAUUUUCAGAACAGUUGCUUUAUUUCUCCUUUUGUACCCUUUUUAUUUAUUACAGAAGUAAGACCACAGUAUUUACAAUCCCUUGUAGAAUAAUUGUUCUGAGAACUGUUAUUAUGUUUCCAGUUUGAUCGGAGUUGAAACAAAAAUAAAACUUGCAGAUAACAAUUUCUAUGACCCUGUCAGAAUUAGUGUUGGUUAGUUGAAGCCAAGGGGAAUAAUUCAAACAGUUUAAAAAGUUAAAAGUGGACAAACAAAAUCAAAAGAGAUAUCUUCAAAAUAUCAUUGGUAUGCAAGAUAUUUCAGGGCUGUUGUCAGCUUUGGGCUUUCAUAUUUUUUUAUGUAUGUAUUUAUUUCGGUAUUUUUAUUGAUUUCCGCCUGCAAAUGCCAGGAUUGGUCAGUGUGCAUUUCAGCUUUGCUUCUCCAUGUGCUGCAAUGUCAAAGCACUGGUACCUCUGAAUAAGAUAGUAUGUGACUUAUUUGAGACCAAUUUUUGAAGACAUAGUGACGUGAACAUAGCAAAACAAAAAAAAGCCACCACCAGGACCUUAAUAUAAUAUGUAGUAUAUUAAUAUGACACAUUAAACAUUGACUAUUGUGGAGUUUACAGUCAUGCAAAGUCUAUUUCAUGUCAUGUCUCAAGGCAAGUACUAUUAUGAAUGUUAUUCGUCAGAUAUUUGUUAAACAGACUUAUAUGGUGAAGUGCACCAUUGAAAUGAAGAAGUAUAUAUUGUCCCCUUACCCAGCAUACCCAAAGAAUAUGUCCAUGCCCAUUCAGUCUCACAUGAAUAUGCACCAGCAAAAUAAUAGUAAUAAUAUUUGAUCAAAUGACAGCUUGCAAUGGUUUUAUUUUUUAUUUUCUAUGGCUGCAAAGAUUGUGUUGUAAAUGAAAGAAGUGCCCACAAUUAUUUAUGGAUUAUUCAUUAUACUGAAACAGGGAAGAAAAGACUAAUUGUACCUUGACUAUUCUAUUGAAAUGGAGUUGCCUCAGUUGCAGAAUAAUAACUGGAACAGAUACCCAGACCUUGCCUAAUGAAUACAGAAAUUAGGGUGCAGUGCUAAAUCAGGAAAACAAUUCUGAAUUUUUUGGUUGAAUGAAAACGGGGUUAACAGUGUUAACACAAGUAGUUGAACAUAUGGCUCUUUAUGUGUCUUAAAUAAAACAAAAUACUUUUAUCUUCAGGUUUAAAUUAAAAGCAAGAGUGGGGCAAACAAUUCAGUUUUGUUAUUGUGGUAUAUAUGUUCCUGCCAGUUCCAUAUCAAACACACUUUGACGCCCUGUUUAGAGGAAGUUGAUGGAGAUAAACCAUUUAAAUUGAGCUGUGUACUUGCUGUAAACUAGUAGGUCAACAGAUGAUUCUGACCCACUGUAUGUUGUCUGUUUUCUUCCCUAUUCACAACAGUGCAUUACAAUCUGCAACAUAUGUUGUUUAUUGAACUGUUUUUUUCUCAUAAGUAAUCUAAACACAACUGUGACCUUUAUUCUGCACCAACAGCAUUCAUAUCAAGACUUUUUGGUAAUAUUGAUUACCUCCUCCCAUUGGAUGUUGUGGUAAGAGUUCUUUAUGGUAUGGUAAAGUUCUGGUACUUCCUCUUAGGUUCUUUGUUUGGCGUAGAGAUACAAAAACAAGAAGAGGUAUGCUUGAUGUGCUGCAAACUUUGGAAAUUAUUUAUGACACAAUCUACAUAUUCUCUUGUAAAAAAAGUUAAUUGUAUUUUUCAUGGGGUUUGAAAUACUAUCACUUUUUGUUUUCACAACGUAUAUGUUAUCAACCCUUUGUCACGUUCUGUUGUCAUCCUGUGUUAUACCAGAUGUUUGUGAGUUUCUUUACCUCUUUCAUGUAUUUGAGCCUCUGUUGUGAUAAAUUAUUUGAAUGCAGUGUUUACCUGACGUUCUAGCAGAGCAUCAAAAGAAGAGGGGAUUUUAGGAGCAUUUGAUCAAUUUGUAUUUAUUUAUUUUACCAUUUUUGCAAUUAAAAUGACAAAGUGACA